AUGAAUUUCGUUGCCGUCAACUUGGCGCCAUUUGAUCAAGGUCACAAGAACACGACCCUCCUUCAAGAAGCCGUGUUUGAAGGACAAAGCUCGAUUCGACUCGGGCCAAAGCAAAUUGUUGAGUACAACAUGGAGAGGAGUGUGGGCAUUUUCAAUGACUUGGCCGUCGAUUUGGAUGUUACGAUAAGGGCUAAGUUUGGGAGGUUCAAUAGCAGCCGGUUCAAUUCGCAGUUUGUUAAGUGUCGCCGGCUCAGGGUUCCUUUGAUUUCGAAUGGUAAACCAGUGGCAACAUUUAAUGUUAGAAGGUGCAGUAGUCCUUAUUUCUUUCAGGAUUGGGAUGAUGAGGGAUAG
Molecule: messenger RNA, 351 nt
Organism: Arachis duranensis
Lineage: Eukaryota; Viridiplantae; Streptophyta; Magnoliopsida; Fabales; Fabaceae
Product: NDR1/HIN1-like protein 10
Exons: 1
Coding region: 1-351 (116 amino acids)
Source: RefSeq, a predicted model, not a curated record